Molecule: messenger RNA, 468 nt
Organism: Fulvia fulva
Lineage: Eukaryota; Fungi; Ascomycota; Dothideomycetes; Mycosphaerellales; Mycosphaerellaceae
Exons: 1
Coding region: 1-468 (155 amino acids)
Source: RefSeq, a predicted model, not a curated record
AUGAAUGUCCGCCACCAUCUCCAUACUCAUUCGACGACGAUAAUUCACGGGGAUGAGAUCGCAAAUCAUAUCGAGAUCAUAGUCCGAUCAGUCGCAGACGCCACCAACAGCCGCAUAUUCGACCAAGACCAGUCACCAUGGGACGAUUUCUCGCCACUCUUCGAGGCUUUUAUCGGAGAUGUCAACGUAAAGCGGAGCAAUCUCACGCAUUUUAUCGCACAUCUGAGGAAAAUGUGCACGACACAUCCAGAGUUCUAUUUCCAAGUCACCAGCCUCAACGUCAACGUCAGCCCAAAGAAGCAGAUUGCCGAAGUCUUCCUCAAUAUGGACUUUGAGGGGAUGCCGCCUGGUAUCGUCAGACCAGCAGUAGCUACGAUCAGCUUUCGAUUAGUGGGUGAGAAAUGGCUGUGUACGAAGUGGACGAGUUUGAGGGGACUUGUUGAUGGGGUAGAGCCAGUUGCUGUAUGA